Molecule: messenger RNA, 1999 nt
Organism: Seminavis robusta
Lineage: Eukaryota; Bacillariophyta; Bacillariophyceae; Naviculales; Naviculaceae
Source: the annotation of a GenBank genome assembly
CUGUUCAACUCCACGUCUAACGGUUCCGCCACUGUACACCAGGUUGGAAUUUUCCUUGCUGAAGGACCUCGGCAUGACCAUCACAAAUAACUUUGUCCGCCGGUUCCGUUAGAACUGCAGUAUUGCCAUGUUGCGGUCCACCACCAACGAAGACAAUGAUCCUUUGCUUGGAGGAAAAGACAACCAUGACGACACGCUGCUAUCCGGCACCAGCAACAGUAGCAACAACGAAUCAGGAAUGAAUUUGGCGCUCCGAAUCAAGUCCUUUAAAGAUGUCGAAAUCCGCAUCAACGACGCCAGCAGUGUUUCCCAGGUGAAAGAAGCAGUGAGGAAUGCUCUUGGCGAACAAGCGGACGAUCGGUACCUGCGCCUAAUCUGCAAGGGUCGACUUUUGGCCCCGGAUACUUCGGCGCUGCGGGAAUUUUCGGUGCGAAAUGGCGAUGUCUUGCAUGCUGUCUUGGCGGCCGCCGGUGUUCGUGGUGGACAACAAGCGGCCUUGGCGAGAGGAAUUUCGAGACGCUACCGUGGAACUGGUGUGGGUGCCGGUGGUAGAGCUGUACGAGCCGGUGCCGAUAGUGACGACGAUGAUGACAACAACAAUGGUGAUUCCGCGGAUGAAGAGGAAGGUCGAGAACGAAUUGGAUUUGAUCGCUUGCGGUCCACCGGACUCAGCCGGAGUGAGAUUGCGGCGAUUCGAUCGUAUUUCUCGAGAAAUGUCGAUCGAUAUGUACAGGCUCAUCCCGAGGUGGCUUCGGAAGCCAACGAAUCCGACAAUCGACGCCGACGGCUCUUGCAGGAAGACGCCUGGAUGCAAGCACAAGGACCCACGUCGGAGUUUCGAUUCAAUCUCAAUCAAAACAAUCCCUUUUUGCGGUUUUCCUCUGACACACCCCUCUUUCGAGCAACCACGGUGGGAACCGACAGAGACUUUCUAUGGGGAUUCCUGUUGGGUUUCUUUGUCGGAUUCCUCAUGCUAGUAUGGGUAUGGAUGCCCACGGUUCCGCACAAACAGAAGCUUGGAAUUCUCACCGGAAUAUCCUUUCAACUUGCCAUGAACUUUAUGAAGGAUAAUCCGGAUGAUGCAGAAUUUGUAGAGGAUUGACGAUAAUGUAGGAUGAACUAAUGUCUGUGCACACCGCACGAUAACUUAUUCUGCCUCAUUCGCGACAAGACAAGAUACUGUAAAAGGCAUUCAUGAAAGCAGAAGCAACGAUUGUAAUCUAAAAUUCUAUUGAUCAGCUGAAAUUACAAUCUUGUUUGGCAACUACCGGUACCGACUAGUACUGCAGAAACGCAAAGGGGUUUCAGUUCCUGUUCGCUGUCUAGUUCGAUCUCUGUCAACAUUUCCACAGACUUGACAGCUAGAGGAGCCAGGGUAGCUCAAGCAAUUAACCUGAGGGGAUGCUUGAAAGGUGUGGCCAACACUUCUGCAUUACAGUAUUUGAUCAACAAAGCAAGGUACCAGGUAGCUGCUGUGUCCCAGCAGCCAAGCUUCAGAAGGGAAAAAUUUUGUGCUAUAGAUACGCAGGUUUCAUAAACUCUAUCUAGCUAGGUCUACCAUUGCUGCAAGAAGCUUCUAGCCAUCAGUACCGGUAGCUGUAUUGACCAAAGAGUCUUCAAUCCAAUUCCAAGCCAGCAAGCAAGAAACGUCUCUGGAAAAUGCUGAGAUGCAUUCAUUCAAAACCCUUCAUUUAAGCCACACAUCCAUAUCUUGAGACAUGAGACAGGGCAAGUUGGGAGCUACUCGACGGCACAUCGUAGCUAUGAAUAGCUAGAAUGAAUAGAGGAGACUCACUCGGCAAAAAUUUGCACCUCGAGGGUUGUUUACCUCCACGGCCAAAAAUCUGCACCUCUACUAUAGUGUUAGUUGCUCUAAGCUCUCUUCUAGUUUACUUGCUAUUGAGAUACUAUUGAAAAAGUGGGUGGGGGCUACCAGCUUUUACUACUGGCAUCAAAUUCUAGUACAGAGGUACAGGUUGAAUCCCUAAUCGCGAAUCCC